CAGAUUGAACCGUUUGUUCAGUACCAGAGCGCUGAUUUAUUCUGAGACGAAGAGAUGAUAGAGUAGUCGAAGGAUUUGUGAGGCUAUUGAACGUUCCAAUCGACCUGAGCUGAAUUAUGACGUGGGGAGAUACUAUUAGGGUUAUCCUGAUAAAUUGAUAUAUUCACGGCCAGUGGUUUGGUCGCGAAACACAAGUAUAAAUAGAAAAUGAAACUUUUUCAAUUAUCUUGUUUCUGAAAGUUUGUCUCAUAGUAGGCCCAACAAACAAACAAUGUGUGAAGAUGGAAGCGGAAACCCUUGAGGUUGAACAGAGAAUUAAACUUGUUUUUAAAAAACUAAAAUCAAAUCUGGGAAACCUCGGAUCUUCAGAGUUCAGCUAUUCUCCUGUAUUCUCGAAAACUCCUAAAGAAGCAAGUAAAGCUAAAGGUCGCGUUGGAACAAAAAGAUCACGAAGUAUUGAUGUAAAGAAUGAUGUAUCCCCUGUUCCAAGUAAAAAGAUAAAAACAUUGAAUCCUGGAAAUGAAAAAUCUUCUGAUCCUGUGUCUACAGUGCAGGAAAGAACGUCAGCGAAGAAUGAGAGGCUGGUUCGACCUUCUAAACACAGACCCAGUUCCACUUCUAAACAUACAAGCAGAACCAAACGAUGUGAAGAAUGUGAGGGGUGUACAAGGCUAGAUUGCGGAACAUGUCAGAGUUGCAGAAUAAAUCAUCAGUUCAAACAUCAGAUUAAAAUUGGAAGAGCAGAGUGCCUCAAGAAGGUGUGUACAAACCCUAUCCCUCUAACUUACCAACUUGUGAAAGAGAAGACGACUGGUGGGACUAUUAUGUCCAGCCUAAUGCAGGAACAGGAUGAUGCAGCUUGUCCCUUUAAGAUGAUUGACGGCCAGCUAUAUGAUUUUAGAUGUGUGUUCUGUAAAAAACUACCCAGGGCAGGAAUGGCAAAUAGAUCUGAACUGUACAGGCAUUACAGUCUAUAUCACUUCUCUGCUGAGCUGAUGGAAGAGUUUAAAAACCUGACACGAUGUCCUGUACCAGGCUGCAAUAAAGUAGAAUCCGGGAAAAAGAUGGCUGACCACAUGGGACAAGUCCACAACGAGGUUGAGAAAUAUAUUCCCGUGGAAAACAGAAUCCCUCUCAAGAAACCAGCUUCAAGAUCGGGAGGGAAAGGAAGAGCAGCUAAGAAGGUUGUUGAGUACAUAUUCCCUGAGAUACCUCCAGGAUACAAUCCAGCAACUAGAACGGUAAAAAUAUAUAUAUAUUAA
This is a messenger RNA of Eurytemora carolleeae, 1262 nucleotides long. RefSeq lists its product as uncharacterized. The record is from RefSeq and is a predicted model, not a curated record. NCBI's taxonomy places the organism in Eukaryota, Metazoa, Arthropoda, Copepoda, Calanoida, Temoridae. Gene Ontology annotation, molecular function: zinc ion binding; DNA binding. The transcript has 13 exons. Bases 282 to 1262 code for a protein of 326 amino acids.